This is a messenger RNA of Juglans microcarpa x Juglans regia, 5029 nucleotides long. Its product is annotated as putative E3 ubiquitin-protein ligase LIN-1. Gene Ontology annotation, molecular function: ubiquitin-protein transferase activity; protein binding. NCBI's taxonomy places the organism in Eukaryota, Viridiplantae, Streptophyta, Magnoliopsida, Fagales, Juglandaceae. The record is from RefSeq and is a predicted model, not a curated record. Gene Ontology annotation, biological process: protein ubiquitination. Bases 197 to 4714 code for a protein of 1505 amino acids. The transcript is spliced from 17 exons.
CAUCACACAGCAAGCUAAGGCCGGCACUGCUUACACCAUCUCCAAUAGCCGGCUCUCUCUCUCUCUCUCUCUCUCUCUCUCUCUCUCUCUCAAAAGUGACGAAACUAGUUUCCUCGAGAAAAAUGGGCCAUUGAUCACCUCCAUAGCAGAGUACCAGUGUUACUUCUUCAACAAAUUGUCUCGACAAGACAGAAAAAUGAAUGCUAGGUAUGGCUCUACGAUGGACCAAAAGGAUAUGGUUAGGUUGUUGAUUGCUACCGUCGAUAACUUCAGCCGAGAUCGGUUGAUUAGUAAAGAACAGAGAACCCAACAAAAAGAACAGUGCGCAGAGAGGUUGGCAGCUGAAGAUGGAAGCUGUGACAAAGACACAGAGGUUCGGUACUCGGAUCAAGCAGUGUUGGCAAAUUUGGACUGGGGUAUCGAAGCCCUUGAAGAAGCAAUCAACACCUCUAAUAUGGAAACUAAACUUGCACGAUUGGACUAUGCAGAGAAGAUGCUGCAAGUGUGUGCCAUGCUCAACUCCACCCAGGAAACUGCUGGGGUUCCCAACUUCUAUCUCUCUGCUUGGGCUCACCUCAACCUUUCAUACCUGUGGAAAUUAAGGGGCAACGUUCACGAUUCAGUUCUUCACGUUCUCGAGAUGUUUAUAGUAGACCCUUUCUUCUCGCGGAUCGAUUUUGCUCCUGAACUUUGGAAAGACCUGUUUCUUCCACAGAUGAGCUCGAUCGUAGGGUGGUAUUCGGAGGAGAGGCACAGACUUAUGAUGGAAGCAAUUCCUGACUGUUCUGAUUUGUCCUUGACUGCUGAUUUGGAUCAGUUUUUCAACGAGUCUGUGAUUUUCUCAUUGAGGCCAGAUCAGAUGGAGAAACUGCAAAAGCUGGAAAAGCUUUACGGGGAAGCAUUUGAUGACAAUACACGGCUUUUUGCUAAAUAUUAUAAGGAUCUCAUGAACUCUGAUUUGUCCUCGAACAAGAGGGUGAUUCCGAUGUUGCCAAUUGCUGAGCCUCCAAUGACUCCUUUGCAUGAGGUCAGCCGUUCGAUUCCAGAUUAUGUAAAAUUCGGUCCUAUCUUGCCCAAGAGUGCUGGAUUUUCUGCAGUUCUUAAAUCUAAGUAUGGUGCAAGAGAAGCAAGCAGUAACUUGGCUUCUAGCAGAAAGAAUGCAAGUUCCAUUACCUCUCAGAUUCGUGAGGAGUCUGCUAGAUGGGAACCUCAGGACGGGUCACUCGAUGAGAAUGAAGACGAGUCUGAAUAUGAGCCUGAUGAUGGUUAUGCGGAUUGCGAGGAUACAUCAACCAGAAGAUUACAUCUUAGGGGCGUGAAGAUGGUUGAUGACAAGGAAGCUAGGCCUAAAGGACUUCCAUCUGAAAUAAGGAAUCAAGUACAUUCUUCCUCAAUCUUCUCUCCUCUGGAUUCCCCUGGAACUACUUCUCCAAAGAAUCUAUCUCCAAACGGAGAUGAGUAUUGUGAAAAGGAACCCAUUUCUAUGUUGCGCCUUUUUUCCAACCGGAUCACGGAUUCCACUGUAGCCACCCCGUUGCCUGAAUCUCCACACACGAGGAACGAUUACAGUAUCAGCUCAGCAGAGUCUGAUGGUGAAGUGAUGAACAUUUGCAGGAAAAUCUAUGGCCACACACGGACAACUAGUCAUGACAGUGUGAAUAGGCAAGUAUUAGUAAAUAGUUCCAUUCAUGAAGGGGAGGAGGGAAACCAGCACUUCAUUUCUCUCCCAAUUUCUGAGAAGUUGACUACUCGAACAAGACCGCCUAAGGAUUUUGUUUGCCCCAUCACAAGCCACAUCUUUUGUGAUCCUGUUACCCUUGAAACAGGUCAGACAUAUGAGAGAAAAGCAAUUCAAGAAUGGCUGGAAAGAGGAAAUGAGACAUGCCCUAUUACACGGCAACCUCUUUCUGCCAAUACACUGCCCAAAACAAACUAUGUUUUGAAGAGGCUAAUAACAUCUUGGAAAGAACAGUAUCCUGAUCUCGCUCAGGAGUAUUCAUAUUCCGAAACACCAAUGAACUCACUUAGUUUACCCUUCACAAAAGAAAUACGCUUGGUCUCCACCCUAACUAGAGCAAGUGAUUUCUCCGGCCACAAGAGCAUAGGUGAGCAUCUUCACUAUAGGAGCAAAAGAUUUACGCGAGCAGCAGUAUCUACAUCACCAACCAGUGUGAUAUCUCAAGCUGCAGUGGAAACUAUUAUCAAUGGUUUAAAACCCUACAUUUCGUGUCUCUGUGAUUCUGACAACUUGCAAGAGUGUGAAUCAGCUGUGUUAGAAAUAGGCAGAUUAUGGAAGGACUCAAAGGGUGAUUCUGGGGUUCAUUCUUAUUUAUCCAAUCCGGCAAUUGUAAAUGGGUUUGCGGAAAUACUUUCAGCUUCUACGACAAGAGAAGUUCUCAGAACAUCAGUUUGCAUUCUCUCAGAGCUAGUAUUUGCUGAUGAAACUGUAGGGGAAGCUCUUACCAGUGUAGACUCCGAUUUUGAUUGCCUGGCUGCUCUGCUAAAGCAUGGCCUAGCUGAAGCUGCUGUUCUUAUAUACCAGCUGAGGCCAGCAUUUGCUCAGCUUUCAGCUCAUGACUUUAUACCCUCUCUUGUCCAGAUCAUUAUAAACAAAAAAGAAGAUUUGGAUGAUCUUCAGUUAGUAAUUAUGCCCCAGGAUGCUGCUUUGGCAAUACUUGAGCAGAUUUUGCUGGGAGGGGAUGAAUGCAGCAGGUCUCUCAAUGCCUUGAGUGUCAUUUCUGCAAAUGGAAUUCCUGCUUUAGUCAAGUGUUUGGAUAAGUUGGAGAGAAGAAGAUCUAGCGUUUCCAUACUUUUAUGUUGCAUGCAAGCUGAAAAAAGUUGUCGGAACUUGAUAGCAAAUAUAAUUGAAUUGUCCCCUUUGCUCGAAUUAUUUCAUGCUGGAAAUGAUAGCGUGAAAGGAAUAUGUGUAGAUUUUAUCUCGGAUCUAGUUCGGUUGAACAGGAGGACAUUCUGCAACCACAUCUUGCAGAUAAUUAAAGAUGAAGGAGCAUUUAGCACCAUGCAUGCAUUUCUUGUGUAUCUUCAAAUGGCUCCUGUGAAGCAGCAACCUGCAGUUGCUGCUCUUCUUCUACAGCUUGAUCUCCUGGUUGAGCCACGCAGGAUGAGCAUAUACAAGGAAGAAGCAAUAGAUGCAUUAAUCGAAGCACUCAGGAGAAAGGACUUCUCUAAUUCUCAGAUGGUGGCUAUAGAUACUUUAUUAUCUCUUUCUGGGCGUCUGACCAUCUCAGGGGAAUCCUAUAUUGAAGCCUGGUUACUCAAGAUUGCAGGAUUUGAUCAGCCUUACAAUGCUUUGAUGAAGGCAGAGCAGCUGAGAAAACAGGACAAUGAUUUGGUGGAAACAACGGUUUGCAUUCGUCUGGAAGAGGAAGAGAAAGCUACAAGCUCUUGGGAGAGAAGGGUAGCUUUUGAACUUUGCAACCACGAAAAGGGCUCUAUUUUCAAGGCCUUGAAGGAAUGCCUUAAGAGCAAUUCGUUAGAGUUGGCAAAGUCAUGCCUUGUCCUUGCCGCAUGGCUCACGUACAUGCUUUCUACCCUUCCUCAUACUGGUGUUAGAGGUGCUGCUCGCAAGUUCUUGCUUGAUGAAUUCAUCAAUGUCCUCCAAUCCUCUAAGAACAUGGAGGAGAAGAUUCUAGCGACCCUUGCUAUUAAAACAUUUAUUAGUGAUCCAACUGCACUUGAAACACUGGGAGAAUAUGCUAAACACAUCUACAGAACCUUGAGAGAGCUUAAGAGGACUUCAGUGGUGGUCACAGAUAUAAUGAAAGCGUUGAUGAAUUUGUCAUCUGUAGAUGCAACAGAGUUGUGGAGUUGUACUGAAAUGGCUGAGUUAGAUUCAUCAUCAAAUGGUGAGGUUCUUUCUUUGCUUCACCUAAAUGGUCGGCUUAUAAGCAGCCACUCCGAUGGAACCAUAAAGGUGUGGGAAAUCGGGAAGAGGGUGAUAAGGUUAAUUCAAGAAGUUCAUGAACACACGAAGGCUGUCACAUGUCUCUGUGUCCCAUCUUCAGGUGACAAACUAUAUAGCGGUUCCCAUGACAAAACAAUUCGGGUAUGGGCAAUCAAACAUGAAGAAAUUCACUGUAUUCAAGUCCAUGACAUGAAAGAGGCAGUAAACGACUUGAUAGCCAAUGCUAAUGUGGCAUGCUAUAUUUCUCAAACAACUGGAGUUAAGGUGUAUGACUGGUCUGGGCCUCCAAAGCAUGUAAAUUUCAACAAGAACGUGAAAUGCCUUGCCCUAUCGGGGGAUAAACUUUACUGCGGUUGUAAUGGUUACAGUAUCCAGGAAGUUAAUUUGUGCAAUUACACAUCAAACACAAUCUACUCUGGAACGAGAAAAUUGUUAGGAAAACAAACCAUAUAUUCCCUGCAUGUUCAUGAUGACCUCCUGUUUGCUGGUGGUUCUUCAGUGGAUGCUACAGCUGGAAAGGUAAUUUCCCUUUCCACCAAGACAGUAAUUGGAUCAUUCUCAACUGGACUUGAUAUCCAACGCAUAGCCGUCAACAAUGACUACGUUUUCACUGCCACAAAAUGUGGAAUCAUUGAAGUUUGGUUAAAAGGAGGAGUUGCAAAAGUUGGUUCCAUCAAAAUGGCUGGUGGGGGACAUUCAAAGAUUACCUCAUUGACAUCUGAUAUGGAUGACUUCAAGCUUUUUGCCGGUUCCUCUGACGGCAAGAUUUAUGUUUGGGCACUAGACUAAACGUGGCCAACCAUGGAUAUGGAUUUAAACCGUGUACAUCAAAGUGUUCAAAGCUUCUCUUUUUUUUUUUUUGUCAGACCCAGCCGGAUUGAAGAUUCAUUACCCUCAAUUGAAGAGCAAAGUUAAAUGGAUUUUAAUCAGCUACAAGCAUGUAGAGACAGCUUUGUGCAUGUUGCAUAUAUAAUACUCGGGACAUGAAUCGCCCAUAUUUGGAUAAUAUGGUACUCCUAUUCGAUUUUAGCUUAUAUGACAUCCCAUAUAAUAGGAUACGAGUACGAUAUAUCCUUAAAGAUUAGCAAAUAGUUACCCACUCAA